This is a messenger RNA of Trichosurus vulpecula (common brushtail), 3361 nucleotides long. It is a transcript of the gene ZRANB1, whose product is annotated as zinc finger RANBP2-type containing 1. Gene Ontology annotation, molecular function: cysteine-type deubiquitinase activity; K63-linked polyubiquitin modification-dependent protein binding. The record is from RefSeq and is a predicted model, not a curated record. The transcript has 10 exons. Bases 104 to 2230 code for a protein of 708 amino acids. Lineage: Eukaryota; Metazoa; Chordata; Mammalia; Diprotodontia; Phalangeridae. Gene Ontology annotation, cellular component: cytoplasm; nucleus. Gene Ontology annotation, biological process: protein K33-linked deubiquitination; protein deubiquitination involved in ubiquitin-dependent protein catabolic process; positive regulation of Wnt signaling pathway.
GGCCGGGGCCGAGCAGGCCCGCAGCUCCGCGGGACGAGCUGCCACCGCCUCCGCCUCCGCCCCCAGCUUCCUGCCUGACAUAAUUCACUUCAAGAAGUGCACAAUGUCAGAACGUGGAAUUAAGUGGGCUUGUGAGUAUUGUACGUAUGAAAAUUGGCCAUCUGCAAUCAAGUGUACCAUGUGUCGUGCCCAAAGACCAAGUGGAACAAUUAUUACUGAAGAUCCAUUUAAAAGCGGUUCAAGUGAUGUUGGUAGAGACUGGGAUCCUUCUGUUACUGAAGGAGGAAGUAGCCCUUUGAUAUGUCCAGAUUCCAGCGCGAGACCAAGAGUUAAGUCAUCAUACACUGUGGAAAAUGCUAAUAAGUGGUCAUGUCAUAUGUGCACAUAUUUGAACUGGCCGAGAGCAAUCAGAUGUACCCAGUGCUUGUCCCAGCGUAGGACCAGGAGUCCCACAGAAUCUCCUCAGUCCUCAGGAUCAGGCUCAAGGCCAGCCCCUCUUUCAGUUGAUCCCUGUGAGGAGUACAAUGAUAGAAAUAAACUGAACACAAGGACACAGCAUUGGACUUGUUCUGUUUGUACAUAUGAAAACUGGGCCAAGGCUAGAAAGUGUGUGGUUUGUGAUCAUCCCAGACCUAACAACAUUGAAGCUAUCGAACUGGCAGAGACGGAAGAGGCUUCUUCACUAAUCAAUGAACAAGACCGAACUCGGUGGCGAGGAGGCUGCAGUGGAGGUAACAGCCAGAGAAGGUCUCCUCCCACACCUCAGCGGGACUCGGAGAUGAACAUGGAUUUUCAGAGAAUUGAAUUAGCUGGUGCUGUUGGCAGCAAAGAGGAGCUUGAAGUAGACUUCAAAAAGCUAAAGCAAAUAAAAAACAGGAUGAAAAAGACUGAUUGGCUAUUCCUCAAUGCUUGUGUGGGAGUCGUAGAGGGUGAUUUAGCUGCUAUAGAAGCAUAUAAGUCAUCAGGUGGAGAUAUUGCACGACAGCUUACUGCUGAUGAAGUCCGUUUACUGAAUCGCCCAUCUGCCUUUGAUGUUGGGUACACUCUGGUACAUCUGGCAAUACGUUUUCAGAGACAGGAUAUGCUAGCAAUAUUGCUUACAGAGGUAUCUCAGCAUGCAGCAAAGUGCAUUCCAGCGAUGGUGUGUCCUGAGCUUACAGAACAAAUCCGGCGAGAGAUUGCUGCCUCCCUCCAUCAACGAAAGGGGGACUUUGCUUGUUAUUUUCUAACAGAUCUUGUUACAUUCACGUUACCUGCAGAUAUUGAAGACUUGCCUCCCACAGUACAAGAAAAAUUAUUUGAUGAAGUGCUUGAUAGGGAUGUUCAGAAAGAGUUAGAAGAAGAAUCUCCGAUUAUAAACUGGUCCUUGGAAUUGGCUACCCGCUUGGACAGUAGACUCUAUGCACUUUGGAACCGAACUGCUGGGGACUGCUUGUUGGACUCGGUGCUGCAGGCCACCUGGGGCAUUUAUGACAAGGACUCGGUACUGCGCAAAGCCCUCCACGACAGCCUGCACGACUGCUCGCACUGGUUUUAUACACGUUGGAAAGAAUGGGAGUCGUGGUAUUCUCAGAGCUUUGGUUUACAUUUUUCCCUCAGAGAAGAACAGUGGCAGGAAGAUUGGGCAUUUAUACUCUCUCUUGCUAGUCAGCCUGGAGCAAGCUUGGAGCAGACGCACAUUUUUGUACUUGCACAUAUUCUUAGACGACCAAUUAUAGUUUAUGGAGUAAAAUAUUAUAAGAGUUUCCGCGGAGAAACUUUAGGAUAUACCCGUUUUCAAGGUGUGUAUUUGCCUCUGCUCUGGGAACAGAGUUUCUGUUGGAAAAGUCCCAUUGCUCUGGGCUACACACGGGGCCACUUCUCGGCCCUGGUUGCCAUGGAGAACGACGGCUACGGCAACCGAGGCGCUGGUGCUAACUUGAACACAGAUGAUGACGUGACCAUCACUUUUUUACCUUUGGUCGAUAGUGAAAGGAAGCUGUUGCACAUACAUUUUCUCUCUGCUCAAGAGCUUGGCAACGAGGAACAGCAGGAGAAGCUGCUCCGGGAGUGGCUGGACUGCUGCGUGACGGAAGGCGGAGUGCUUGUCGCCAUGCAGAAGAGCUCCCGCCGGCGCAAUCACCUCCUGGUCACACAGAUGGUGGAGAAGUGGCUUGACCGCUACCGCCAGAUCCGCCCUUGCACGUCUCUGUCAGACGGAGAGGAAGAUGAAGAUGAGGAGGACGAGUGAGGCGAUCAGGGAGUGAGCUAUCCGUGCCACGGGUUGGUGAAUGCCCCAAGGUUGGGGUCACGCUGCGAGCAGUCAGUCACUCCGGGAUGAACGAGCGGCUAGCAGACACCUGCUGUCCCAGGGAUUUUCUGAUCCAUACACCAUGGAGAGAACACAAGUGCUCAUCUGCUGUGCGAACAGAGAACUCUGGUUGGACGACAGUUUGUAAAAAGCUAAUUUUAUUAUCAAGACAGAACAUUUUGUUUUUUUCCUUUCAAAUUGUAAAUCUGUCUAUAAAUGUACCGCAUGUGGUUGUGUAAGAAGUUGUGUAAUAGGAAAAGUUGUACCAGCAUCUUCAAAUUAUUGAGAAAUUUCUAUUCAGUGAGGGCACUUACAAAGCACAUAUUAGAUGGCUAUUUGUUCUUUUGAAAUUUCCUUUUAUGGUAGAAUUGACAUUCUCCAUCACUUUUUAGAUAUUCUGACCUAUUAAGACCAUUUUGUGUUCUGUUCUGCUGGUGCCACAGUCAGAUAAUAGGAGGAUUUUUGCUCACACAGAUGACCCACAGCAAAAUGGAAAGAAGUUUAUUGGGUUAGUAUUAGUGUUUUUAAAAGUUCCUGCUGUGCCCAGUCUAAUAAACAUAAAAUCUUAAGGAACUGUGGAAGAAAAGCCAAAUUUCUGAUGGACUGAACUUUAUAUAAUAUUCUUCCCUUAUUUUGAAGUCUCUGGCUUUCCAUUAAUUCAUUGUUUUUAUUUUUCUGAAGGAUUUUUUUUUUCUUUCUGUCUACAGUACUUAUUUAUUUGUUUGGAAUAGUGACCUCAAAUUAGGGUUCUCAUUCCAAAUAUUUGGCCAAGUCCAGUCAUUGAGUUGGCUCAUCCCUGGACAUUAGGCAGGCACAGCCAGUCCAGUGAUGGGCUGUGGUCCAUUGUGUACCCAAUGAAUUGUGUGAAGUUUGCUAACUCAGACUUGAUUGAGAAUUUCAUGCCUCUCCCAUCGUCACUGUAAAUGCACAGCAGAGCAUUUUUUAAGCUGGCGUGAUUCUUACUGUCUUACCUUCUGGGGCUUUAAGGUAAAUCCUGUUGGAAAUGGGGCAUGCCUUUGUCUAGGCAGGUGGGGAUGCUGUUGGCAGUUCAGAAUAAAGAUUUUACAAAGA